CUACCAUUUGUUUUUGUUUCUUUCACAUCGUGAUCGCUGCUGCUACAAAGCAGCAGCAGCACCGACGGCGCGCGGCGGCGCGUUGCAAUGGCUGAUGAGUGCGUUAUUGCAGAUUCUAAUCAAUCGGUUUUAGUGUUUCUGCUCAGCAGCGCUGAGCUGCAUCGUAAAGAGCAGUUUCGAGUGUCGAACCAUCCAUGCAACCAACAAACAGUUCAACUCCGAUCGUUGAUCUUCGCGCGGCAGUCAGUGUACAGACGGUGGGCGAUCUUACAUAAGUGAUAUGGUUCGGUGAAGGAUUUUUGGUAGCAACCGGUCUAUUGAGCGUGACUCGAAACACCAUAAAGCGGUGAUUAUCUUUGGGAAUAAACAGAGUUCCUCCAAAUUACUGCGAAAGAUAGCAGCUUGCAACGCGACGGGACACAUUGACGAAAAGCGGAAUGGCCGACCAUAAGCCGUCCUCGAGCAAGCAUUCCCCGCUCGCCUCCUCCUCCACCGACCACGACAGCCGUCUGCAGUUUCUAGAUCACUUUGACGACAUCUUCAAGUGUACGAUCUGUCUAAUCAAACUGCAAGACCCGCAUCUGUGCCCACGCUGUUCCAAGCUCUACUGCUACGACUGCAUCUCCGAGUGGCUACUGUCCGAGUCCGAGCAGCACAUGAACUGCCCAAACUGCAAGCUCGACCUCCAGCUGGACAAGCUGGUGAAAGUGCGAUGGUUCGAGGAGGUGGAACAACUUCAACGCAACUGCCUUGAACCGUCGCCGACGACGGCGGCGGCGGUGAGGGCACCCAGCAGCGGUAACGGCACCGCGACGACCAUCUCCACCGCUGCCGCUGUUGCGUCCAAGAAGAAGGACAUCUGUCCGAAGCACCUGAGAUCAAUCAACUUCUAUUGCUGUCCGUGCAAGCUGUGUGUGUGCGAUGAAUGUGCCGUGGCCGACGAGCACCAUCUGGAUCACACGUUCAAGAGCUUGGACGUGAUCUACGAGAGCAACCUGCAGAUUGCGGAAGAAGAGUUCGAGAAGGUCAAACACUACACCAAGAGGAUUGCGUCGCUGAUCGAGAAAGUGGAACGCAACAGCGAGCUGGUCAAGAAGGUGAAGGAGGAAAAGCUGAAGGAGAUCCGCUCGGUUGCGGAGAGUGCCAUCGAAGGGCUCGAGCGACAAGUCAACGACAAGCUGCAGAAGCUGCAGGGUCACAAGUAUGCGCUGAUGGCCGAGAUGCAGGACAUCGAACAGUCGCUGCGCAUUAUGGAGGGGGAGGUGGUGGCCAGCAGCCGAUCGCAGUUUAUGGCGAAGAAGUCCAGGAUUUUCAAGGAGUGCAAUAAGAUUCGGAUGAACCCGAUCAAGGAUUUCAAGCAGAUUAGAGUUCCUGUAAGCUUGAAAAUUGAAAUUCCCACAAUUUACGAGACUGGCAUUUUUGUGAUCGAAAACUUCUCCUCGUUCGACGACAACAAGGUCGCUUACUCGAACGAAUUUACCGACACGUUUGGCCACAUCUGGCGCAUAAUGGUGUGGUGCGUGAUCUCCGAGGAUCAACUAGGCAUCUAUUUGGAACUGGUCGAGGGAUUGCCAUGCUGGAUUGAAUGCCGCUUUCAGUUGCUACAUCCCGACUCCAAGCGCGUCAUCCACAAACGCAUCAAGCAACACUUCGAUCGGUCGACGCAGAAGGACUGGGGAUUCCGCGACUUUGUUGCCCUGAAGACCAUCCUGGACGAAAACUACCUGAAGGAUGACGACUCGCUCGAACUGUUAUAUCACAUUCGACCAUGCACCGGUGGUGGCGGCGGCGGCGGCGGAGCAGACUUCGAGUAAAGGUGAAUGAGCUAAAUAAUCCAUACUUACGGCGGACGACUGAUAAGCCGUAUAAUUAUAAGCAAUAUCGAGAGAUGUACAAGAGACUGAACGGGAGACAGGUUGCGAGUUGACCUGCUACCUCGAGUAGGAAUAAAGUGUUCUUUUUAUCACUGCAAAACGAACGGCUGCAGGCAAUGGUUUUGUUUACCUUGUACGAUCACCCCAACACGAUUUUAUUUGCAUCGUUAACUGUUGCUAAAUGAUGACCUGCGAUGAUGCGCGAAGACAUUUCCAAUGUUACAUAACAGUGAUAGUGAGUGUUUCCUCGUCUUUCUUAUACUGGGCAAUUAUCGCCAAGUGUUUCGUGGAGUCUACCUUGGCAUCUUUUUUA
Messenger RNA from Aedes albopictus (Asian tiger mosquito), 2187 nucleotides. RefSeq names its product E3 ubiquitin-protein ligase TRIM37. Gene Ontology annotation, cellular component: peroxisome; aggresome. The transcript is spliced from 4 exons. Gene Ontology annotation, biological process: protein autoubiquitination; negative regulation of centriole replication. Gene Ontology annotation, molecular function: ubiquitin protein ligase binding; zinc ion binding; tumor necrosis factor receptor binding. The coding region runs from base 438 to 1814 and encodes 458 amino acids. The record is from RefSeq and is a predicted model, not a curated record. Lineage: Eukaryota; Metazoa; Arthropoda; Insecta; Diptera; Culicidae.